Solanum verrucosum is the source of this 624-nucleotide messenger RNA. RefSeq lists its product as uncharacterized. The record is from RefSeq and is a predicted model, not a curated record. NCBI's taxonomy places the organism in Eukaryota, Viridiplantae, Streptophyta, Magnoliopsida, Solanales, Solanaceae. The transcript has a single exon. The coding region runs from base 1 to 624 and encodes 207 amino acids.
AUGGAAGAUUUUCCAAGUGUCUCUGCCUAUUGUCAGCACCUCAAAUCUUUGUCGUAUCAACUCAAGAAUGUCGGCUCUCCCGUCGACAACAAUAGACUAGUUCUUCAACUGGUCUCUGGUCUCACCGAACCCUACAAAGGUCUGGCCACUCUCAUUCGCCAACGUGAUCCUUUACCCCAAUUUUAUCAGGCCCGUUCGAUGCUCACUCUUGAAGAGGCCGACCUUGCUAGGAAGGCGGCACAUAAAUCCUCAUCAGUUAUGGUUACUCGUGAGUCAACUAGCUCGCAUGAUAUUGUUGAUCAUUCAUCUUCACACCGCAAUACUAAUGGUAGGAAGAGGAACCAAUACCACAACAAUAAUCGCAACAACAAUAGUGGUCGUAGAGGCAGCAAGGGUGGUAGCGGUGGUGGGGGUAAGGCUGGAGGUGGUGGUCAGAUGGGGGGUGGCAACAGCCGCGAUGGCGGACAACAGCCAACAGGUCAGCAUCCGCCACCUAAUUCUUCAUGGGCUGGAGGUCAGUCGUGGCCUUGGAUGGCACCAUGGGCUCCCUGGGCUAUACCUUCUUGUCCAAAUCCGUCAAACUCAUGGAUAAGGCCCAAUUAUGAACAGCAGCCGAAACAGUAG